This is a messenger RNA of Peronospora farinosa, 2358 nucleotides long. Lineage: Eukaryota; Oomycota; Peronosporomycetes; Peronosporales; Peronosporaceae. The record is from the annotation of a GenBank genome assembly.
AUGAGCUACCCAACGGAUUCUUCGCCCAUGUUGCCACAAUCAGCGCUUACUCAAGCUGCUGCUGCAACUGCUGCUGCAUUACCCUUUGGUUUAGGUGGUAGUGAUUUCCCCGACGCGAAUGGGUUUCCCGUACAGCUCCCAUUAACCCCAACACUUAUGCGCAACUUAGGCGAUCGUUCCUAUGAUAAACGUAAAGGUGCAGCAAUGGAAUUGGAAAAUUUAAUCAAGCAACUUCAAGAAAAUGCAGCCUCGAUUGAAUUCCACCAGCAACAUCAGCUGCAACUUAAUCAAGAAUCACCUGCUUUUCGACUCAAUACGGACGUUGGGGCAUCCGGGACAGAGAGUGAAAGUAUUGAUGGGACUUCAUUAGCUCUAACCAAUCCAAGUCGUCAACGCAUUCCAGCAAUUAUUGAACUUUUAGGGAAUGAUUUUGCCUGUUCAUCCAAUGCCAAUCACCGGAAAGGUGGGUUGAUUGGAUUAGCAGCCACUGCUAUCGGUCUCAUGCACGAUGCUCAUCUGUAUUUGGAUAAAUUACUUCCUCCCGUUUUGCAUUGUUUUGACGAUCCAGAAAGUCGGGUUCGCUAUUAUGCGUGUGAAUCACUGUACAAUAUUGCCAAAGUGGCACGGGGUCAUAUAUUACAGUAUUUUAAUCAGAUUUUUGACGGGUUGUGCAAGUUAUUUGCUGAUGUCGAUGUGGACGUAAAGAAUGGUGCGAAUUUACUGGAUAGAUUGGUCAAAGAUAUUGUGACAGAGAGCGAAUACUUUGACGUGGAUAUGUUUAUCCCCCUUUUGCACAAAUACAUCCGGAUGACCAAUCCUUACAUUCGUCAACUUUUGGUUGGAUGGAUCACCGUGCUGGAUUCCGUGCCGGAUAUUGACAUGUUGGAUUGGCUGCCAGAGUUUCUGGAUGGGUUGUUUAAUAUGUUGAGUGACGGCAAUAGAGAAAUUCGACAGGCAGCAGAUAGUGCGCUCGCGGAGUUCUUACGCGAAAUUAAACAGACGGAUGAUGUCGAGUUUGGUCCCAUGGUGGAUAUUCUUGUAAGACAAUGCAACAGCAAGGAGCGAUUCAAUCGAUUGACAGCGGUGAGCUGGGUGCAGGAGUUUGUGAAUCUGGGAAGAGAGAAGCUGGUGGAGUUUUAUGCUGACCUGUUGGCUGCCAUCAUGCACUGCAUCUCGGAUGCAGAGCAUGAAAUUAGGCAGGUGGCUGAGCGCGCUAAUGAUGAUUUGCUACAGCUUGUGAAAUCGACAACAGAAGAUGUGGAGUUGCUACCACUUAUGCAGAAACUCACGUCAGAGCUAAGUAGUGACCAUGUACCUACUCGAAUGGCGGCGUUACGGUGGAUUUCGAUGUUGCUAGAAAAGUACCCCAAUCAGCUUUCAGCGCAUAUCGGAAAGCUGCUACCAGCCCUGCUUCGGACACUUUCGGACAUCUCAGACAGCGUUGUGCUACUGGAUUUGGAAGUGCUUGCUCGCAUAUCACUUAACAAAGUUGAGUUUGAGAAGGUACUCAAUGCGAUCCUACUGCUCUUCGCACAGGACCGACGACUACUCGAAAUGCGUGGCAGCAUGAUCGUGCGAAAGUUGUGUGUGCUUUUGGAUUCCAAGAGCAUUUACCUCAUUUUUGCAAAGGUGCUAGGCACAGAAGCUGUCUACCUGGAUAGCCAAGCAGACAGUGAGUUUGCUGCCGUCAUGGUUCAAACAUUGAACCUCAUUUUGCUGACAGCAAAUGAAUUGGAGCACCUACGUGAUAUUUUACGACGCAGCUUUCAACCCCGUGCCUCAGAAGACGACGUCCGAGUAUUUACGGUGCUCUUCCGAUCGUGGUGCCAUAACCCAAUUGCAGCAUUCAGCCUUUGCUUGUUGGCCCAAUCUUACACGCUCUCUGCAGCGCUCAUUAGCAAAUUUGCUGACAUUGAUGCAUCCGUUGGGUUCCUGAUGCAGAUCGAUAAACUCGUGCAGCUGCUGGAAUCACCGAUCUUCAUCCACAUGCGGCUACAGCUUCUAGAGAUUCAGGAGGACUACCACACAGACCUAGUUAAAAGUUUGUACGGACUGUUAAUGCUACUCCCACAAAGUGCCGCUUUUCGGGUGUUACGGGACCGGCUAGCAAGCGUGACGAGCAUGGCCACAGCCAUCGGCCGUAUAGACUUGAAUGGCGACUCACGUCGGCUACGUAAGAGUGAAGGUGCAUUUUUGAACUCGUCAAAUAAUGAUGCUAAUGUGUCUGUUGCUCCGCGCAUUGAUGCUGAUACACUACUCGCUCACUUUGAGAAUGUCCAAGCGAAGUACACGGAGCUUCGAAGAAAAGGAAUGUACGAGAAAGCGCUGGCUAAGGAACAAAAUGAAGCCAGUACUUGA